GCACCAACCGCCAUGAAGGCCUUGAAGAAGGUCAAGAAGAGCCUACAUGCGAUACUCCCGCCAAACAACCUGAAAGCUACGGCUCGUGUGGUGCCCGGGCCGGAGCUUACAGUGUCUAUGCUGCAUGCCGCUGUGCAAGACGAUGUCCACGACACCAAAAUGCUCAGUCGAUGCGGCAGAGACCAGUCUCAGGCGCCAAUCCACGUGCUCCCCGCGGAAGUCCUGGCCGACAUCUUCAUGGAGGUGUGCGUGAAAGCAGUUCAGCCGCUGGAGUAUUCGUUCUUCGAAUGCAGCGAGGUCUGUGUUCACUGGCGCCAAAUCGCGCUCGGAAUGCCACUACUCUGGUCUAAAGUCAACUUUUGCUCGCCGACAUGGGUGCAGACUUGCCUGCGCCGCUCGAAAUCCAGCCCGCUGAUUGUGGAAUGUCAUUUGAGCCAUUUCAUCAUUUCUCGGCGACAAAUGACCAUUCACCAACGAAUCGCCGCCGUGUUGGAGUUUGCACCAGAGCGCAUACGGGAGGUCUUUCUUUAUGGGCACUUUCCUCACGAAUCCUUAACGCGAGCGCUCCGCGGCAGGUUCCCCGUCCUAGCGAAGAUGUCGAUAACGCAAAUAAUCAAUGAAACCUACUCAACGCCGACGGGAAGCGAAAGAGAACCGCUGUACCCCAGUCUUUGA
Messenger RNA from Mycena indigotica, 675 nucleotides. Its product is annotated as F-box domain-containing protein. The transcript is spliced from 2 exons. NCBI's taxonomy places the organism in Eukaryota, Fungi, Basidiomycota, Agaricomycetes, Agaricales, Mycenaceae. The record is from RefSeq and is a predicted model, not a curated record. Bases 13 to 675 code for a protein of 220 amino acids.